This is a messenger RNA of Leptosia nina, 282 nucleotides long. The record is from the annotation of a GenBank genome assembly. Lineage: Eukaryota; Metazoa; Arthropoda; Insecta; Lepidoptera; Pieridae.
AUGACCGUUAACAACACAAUAGCCCACCAAAGGUUAAUUCUAAGCGGUGACAGAGAAAGGUUCAAAGAAUUGUUAAGAAAGCGACUAAUUGAAUGCGGAUGGAGAGAUCAAGUACGAAUGCUUUGUCGUGAUGUAGUUAGAGAGAACGAGUCUAAUAAUAUCUCAUUCGAUAUGCUGGUGACAAGAGUGACACCGAGAGCUAGGGCUGCCGUCCCUGACACUGUAAAAAAGGAGCUUUUGCAGAAAAUUAAGACACAUUUACUGACACAAAAAGAUCAGUAA